This is a messenger RNA of Apaloderma vittatum (bar-tailed trogon), 2130 nucleotides long. RefSeq names its product component of oligomeric golgi complex 4 (gene COG4). Bases 58 to 2130 code for a protein of 690 amino acids. NCBI's taxonomy places the organism in Eukaryota, Metazoa, Chordata, Aves, Trogoniformes, Trogonidae. The record is from RefSeq and is a predicted model, not a curated record. The transcript is spliced from 18 exons.
ACUGUGCAGGAAGAGCUGGAUGCCCUCCUGGAACAGCAAAGCACUAUAGAGAACAAGAUGGUCGCCCUUCAUCGCAUGGGCCCCAACCUGCAGCUGAUCGAGGGCGAUGCGCAGCAGUUGGCAGGGAUGAUCACCUUCACCUGUAACCUGGCCGAGAACGUCAGCAGCAAGGUCCGCCAGCUCGACCUUGCCAAGAAUCGACUCUAUCAGGCCAUUCAGAGAGCUGACGACAUCCUCGACCUGAAGUUCUGCAUGGAUGGAGUUCAAACAGCUCUGCGAAACGAGGAUUAUGAACAAGCAGCAGCUCAUAUUCAUCGCUAUCUGUCUCUGGACAAAUCGGUGAUUGAGCUCAGUCGUCAGGGCAAGGAAGGAGGCGUAAUUGAUGCCAACCUGAAGCUCUUGCAGGAAGCAGAGCAGCGCCUGAAGAUGAUUGUCACAGAGAAAUUCAACACAGCUAUGAAGCAGGGAGACCUGCCACAGGUGGAACGGUUCUUCAAGAUCUUUCCUCUGCUGGGCUUACAUGAAGAGGGGCUGAGCAGGUUCUCCGAGUACCUCUGCAAGCAGGUGGCCAGCAAAGCAGAGGAGAACCUACAGCUGGUGAUGGGGACAGACAUGAGCGACCGCCGAGCUGCUGUUAUCUUUGCCGACACCCUGACGCUCCUCUUCGAAGGGAUCGCUCGCAUUGUGGAGACCCACCAGCCCAUUGUGGAGACCUACUAUGGGCCGGGGAGGCUGUACACCCUCAUCAAACACCUGCAAGUGGAGUGUGACCGGCAGGUGGAGAAAGUGGUGGACAAGUUCAUCAAAGAGAGGGACUACCACAGGCAGUUCCAGCAAGUUCAGAAUAGCAUGAUGAGAAGUUCUUCCACAGAGAAGAUUGAACCAAGGGAACUGGACCCCAUUUUAACAGAAGUCACUCUGAUGAACGCCCGCAGCGAGCUCUACCUGAGGUUCAUCAAGAGACGAAUAACAGCUGAUUUUGAGGUGGGAGACUCCAUGGCCUCAGAGGAGGUAAAGCAAGAGCAUCAGAAAUACCUGGACAAGCUCCUCAACAACUGUCUGCUGAGCCGCACCAUGCAAGAGCUCAUCGGCUACUACAUCACCAUGGAGGAAUACUUCAUGAGGGAGACGGUCAACAAGGCCGUUGCCAUGGACAGCUACGAGAAGGGCCAGCUCACCUCCAGCAUGGUGGAUGAUGUGUUUUAUAUCGUGAAGAAGUGCAUUGGGCGUGCUCUUUCCAGCUCCAGCAUAGACUGUCUCUGUGCCAUGAUCAACCACUCCACUACCGAGCUGGAGUCCGACUUCAGGGAGGUUCUGUACAACAAGCUGAAGCAGGGCUUUCCAGCCACGACCUUCCAGGACUUCCAGAGAGGGGUGACCAGUGCCGUGAACAUCAUGCACAGCAGCCUGCAGCAGGGCAAGUUCGAUACCAAAGGCAUCGAAAGCACCGAUGAAGCCAAGCAGUCCUUUCUGGUGACCUUAAACAACGUGGAAGUCUGUAGCGAAAACAUCAUGACCCUAAAGAAGACUUUGGAGUGCCUCUCGGACAUGGCUGCAGUCUCCAACAAAUUUCGUGACCUGCUGCAGGAAGGUCUCAACGAGCUGAACAGCACAGCCAUCAAACCCCAGGUGAAGCCCUGGAUCAACCUGUUCCUCUCGGUCUCUCACAACAUCGAGGAGGAGGAGUUCAGCGACUAUGAGGCUAACGAUCCCUGGGUCCAGCAGUUCAUCGUCAAUCUGGAACAGCAGAUGACAGAGUUCAAGGCUGGACUGUCCCCAGUGAUUUACGAUACCCUCACGGGUCUUAUGACCAGUCUCAUAGCCAUCGAACUGGAGAAAGUGCUGCUCAAAUCCACCUUCAGCAGGCUCGGCGGGCUGCAGUUUGACAAGGAGCUGCGCUCUCUCAUCGCCUAUCUCACCACCGUCACCACCUGGACCAUCCGCGACAAGUUUGCCCGCCUUUCCCAGAUGGCCACCAUCCUCAACCUGGAGAGGGUGACGGAGAUCCUGGAUUACUGGGGCCCCAACUCGGGACCGCUCACCUGGCGCCUUACUCCUGCCGAGGUCCGGCAGGUGCUGGCUCUCCGAAUCGACUUUCGCAGCGAGGACAUCAAGCGCCUGCGCCUCUAG